Messenger RNA from Funneliformis geosporum, 459 nucleotides. NCBI's taxonomy places the organism in Eukaryota, Fungi, Glomeromycota, Glomeromycetes, Glomerales, Glomeraceae. The record is from the annotation of a GenBank genome assembly.
AUGAAAUUUUCAACAAUCAUCAUCUUCUUUUUCAUCACCUGUGCUACUUUAGCAUCAGCUCAAAAUUUUUGUGAAAAGAACGUUAAUAAUGCAGAAAAAUUACAAAAAAAUUUCGAUAAAUUGAAACCAAACUUAUCAUGUAAAGAAAGAGAUGCUUGUGUUAAAGGUCAAUUCGCUCAAUGCGUUAAUGGAAAGUUUGUUUUAAAUUCUUGUGGUAACGCUCGUCUUGCCGAUACCUGUAAAGAUAGUAAAGGUCAAAAAUCUAAAUCCAACGGUAAAAAUCAAAAGAGGCAAGUAAAAGCAGAUCAAAAAUAUGCAGAAAAUGAAGAGGCCUGUAUUGGUGACAAAUUUGCAAAAUGUGCUGUUUUAUUUUUAGUUUUGAAAGAAGACAUUUCUAUCACCUGUACCAUUGAAGUAGAUUGUAUUGCUAGACUUGAACAAGCUAGAAAAAAUGAAUGA